Camellia sinensis is the source of this 537-nucleotide messenger RNA. The record is from RefSeq and is a predicted model, not a curated record. Lineage: Eukaryota; Viridiplantae; Streptophyta; Magnoliopsida; Ericales; Theaceae.
AUGGAUGACUUUGAAGAAUUUAGAAAUCAAAAGUUCAAUCAAGACCCUAAUUCAGUUCCAAGUGAAAAUGAUGUUGAUUAUCUCAACAUCAUUUUGAUGUUUGAUUCACUCCAUGGAAGAACCUAUUUGCAUUAUGCUGCUUUCUAUAGCCAUCUAGAUUGUCUACAAGCUAUUCUUUCUACUGCCCUUUCCACCUUUGUUGCACAUUCCUGGGGAUUUGCAAGGUUUGUGAAUAUAAGAGAUAAAAAUGGAGCAACCCCAUUGCACUUGGCAGCCCGACAAGGAUGGCCGGAGUGUGUUCAUAUGUUGUUAGACAGCGGCGCUCUUGUUUGUGAAUCUACUAGGGGAUAUGAUUACCCUGGGAUUACACCACUUCAUUUUGCAGUUCGUGGGGGUUCAUUAGAUUGUGUUCGGGAAUUACUUGCUUGGGGGGCUGAUAGACUUCAUAGAGAUUCAUCUGGGUAAACUUUUAUUUUUAAUUUUUUUUUUUAGAAAAUUAGAAGGAAAAUUGUAAAACACAAGACUUAAAAGGCCCGU